CAAAAAGUUUAAAGUGCAAAAAAGUGUUUAACCAAAUUUUACACAAUUAUUUAAUAAAAAUAUUAAAAAAAGAAAACUAACCACAAAUAUAUACUUUAUCAUAAAUUAAAAAAAAAAAAAAAAAAACAGUGUCAAAGAUUCAAAGUCAAAUACCUAUACACAGUCAACGAGGCAUACAAUUUUAUAGAGAGAGCCCAAGUUAGAGAGACAAAUAAAAAAACCUUAAGGACAACAAAUUAAAUGUAUGUUGACAAUUGCCUAUAUCUUCAAAGUAUUUCAACAAAUAAAAUAUAAAAAGAAGUGAAUUUAAUGUAAAUUUUUAAUGCAAACAAACAUGACAAGAGUUAAAAGGAUUCUUAAAUAAAAAAAAUAACUGCAGCAGAAAAAAGGAUAAUACAAAACUAUAUUCAUAAACUAACAUCACAUUUAUGAAGGAAAUUUUAAUGCAUUUUACGCACAACUAAACGGCUUUUAAUAUCCAUAAACUGAAAAGAAAAAAAAUUACACUCAGCAGCUGUAGUUGUCUUAGAAGUAAUGAAAACAGCAAAAAGCAACAGCAAAAAGUGGCGGAAACAUUAGAAUAGUUUUAAAUAACUUUAACAUGAAGUUUUAUUUAUUCUCCCCUAAAUACAUUUUUAUGCAUUUUAAAUAUUUAUAAAAACAACAAGCAGCAAGUCAUUGGUUAAGACCGAAGUUUUUUAAGCAGCACACAACUCAACAGCAACGAAGCAGCAAGCAAAGUAAUAGUUUCUAAUGUCUGUGGCAGGCAAACGUUGAGUAUGACACAAAAACGAGGGGAUUCCACAACGUGUUCUUGAAUACUUAAAAAAAUUCUCCUCUUUAACUAAUACAACUUCCAUCAUACAAAACGAUACAGAGUUUAAAUCGAAAUCAAAGCAACAACAUUGUUGAAACGAAAAAGUGGGAAAAAACAUAAGAAUCAUUAAGUCAAAAACACACAAUCUCAACUUGUUGGAGCUGCUGGAGUGUUCUGAUAAAGAAAGGAAACGGGGAACAAAUAAUUCAUUUGGUAUAUACACGUGUUUGAGUGAGAGUCAAGAGAUUAAAUAAUAACAACAAAAACAGUAAUCCCGACUUUCGUAUCCGCACUCUUAUGUGUGCAAAUGUUUACGCUGAUUUACUGCAUUCUACAUUACAUUAAACUUUUCUAUUACACACACUCAAGUAAAAAAAUUGUGUGUUUGUGUGUAAAUAACUGUUAGAAUAAAUGUUAAACAGUGCUGUGGUGCAUGUAAUAAUUGUUUAUGACAAGUUUGUGUCUGGCUAGAAGAAAAAAGACACGUGUUUACUGCAGUUGUGACUUUGUUAAAUGAGUUUGAUAUAAAUCAUAAAGGAUCCCUGACCCAAAAGAAAACAGUAAAGUGACUUCAAUAUAAAAGAUAAGCAAAAAAAAAAAAAAAAUACUGGAAUUUGAAAUAUUUUUUCUCUUCGUUUACUUGAAACAACAAAUAAGCAGUGGCGCGUCUACUAUUAUGGCUCGUUUUAUAACAACAUCAUCAUCACCAACAUUAACAACUUCGACCGCAGCAACAGCAUCGUCGUCGUGGUCAUCAAAUGCAACAUCCACAGCAACAUCGAUUUCUUCCCAUUCAAGAACAUCCAGAAAAUCCCGUUAUACCUCUAGUCAUUUAUUAAACGCGUUCGCGUCUCUAACGUCUCGUUCGUCGUUAUCUCUGUCGUCAACAUCGUCAAAUGACUUAUAUCGUGGUUUUCUCACCACACUUGUCAUACUCUUGCGUAUGUCAUCGGUGGCGUACGGUAUAACGGAUCGUUUAAUUGUUCAAACAACUAGUGGUCCCGUACGUGGUCGUGCGGUAACAGUACAGGGUCGUGAAGUGCAUGUCUUCACAGGUAUUCCGUAUGCAAAACCUCCUGUGGAUGAUUUACGUUUUCGCAAGCCAGUACCAGCUGAACCAUGGCAUGGCGUUUUAGAUGCAACACGACUGCCAGCAACAUGUGUACAAGAGAGAUAUGAAUAUUUCCCUGGCUUUUCCGGUGAAGAGAUAUGGAAUCCCAAUACAAAUGUAUCAGAAGAUUGUUUAUAUAUGAAUAUAUGGGCUCCAGCAAAGGCCCGUCUGCGACAUGGUCGUGGAGCCAAUGGUGGUGAGCAUUCAUCGAAAACCGAUCCUGAUCAUUUAAUCCAUAGUGCAACACCCCAAAAUACAACAAAUGGUUUACCCAUUUUAAUAUGGAUCUAUGGUGGUGGCUUUAUGACUGGUUCGGCCACACUGGACAUUUACAAUGCCGACAUUAUGUCAGCGGUGGGUAAUGUUAUUGUUGCCUCAUUUCAGUAUCGUGUCGGUGCAUUUGGUUUUCUACAUCUUUCACCGGUUAUGCCAGGUUUUGAAGAGGAAGCGCCCGGUAAUGUUGGUCUAUGGGAUCAAGCAUUGGCCUUGCGUUGGCUUAAGGAAAACGCUCGUGCCUUUGGUGGCAAUCCCGAAUGGAUGACUUUGUUUGGUGAAUCAGCCGGUUCGAGUUCGGUAAAUGCCCAGCUAGUUUCGCCGGUUACAAGAGGUCUUGUGAAGCGCGGCAUGAUGCAAUCGGGUACCAUGAAUGCACCCUGGAGUCAUAUGACUUCGGAAAAGGCGGUAGAGAUUGGUAAAGCUUUAAUAAACGAUUGUAAUUGUAAUGCCUCUUUGUUGCCGGCUAAUCCUCAAUCAGUAAUGGCCUGCAUGCGUGCGGUCGAUGCAAAAACAAUUUCAGUACAACAAUGGAAUUCCUAUUCGGGUAUUUUAAGUUUUCCCUCAGCUCCCACUAUAGAUGGUGCAUUUUUACCCGCUGAUCCCAUGACACUUAUGAAAACAGCUGAUAUGUCUGGUUAUGAUAUUAUGAUUGGAAAUGUCAAGGAUGAGGGUACAUAUUUUCUCUUAUACGAUUUUAUUGAUUACUUUGAUAAAGAUGAAGCAACAUCAUUGCCACGUGAUAAAUAUUUAGAAAUUAUGAAUAAUAUAUUUAAUAAGGCCACACAAGCCGAACGGGAGGCCAUUAUAUUUCAGUAUACCAGCUGGGAAGGUAAUCCAGGAUAUCAAAAUCAACAGCAAAUUGGUAGAGCUGUAGGAGAUCACUUCUUUACCUGCCCCACAAAUGAGUAUGCACAGGCAUUAGCUGAACGAGGUGCACAAGUACAUUACUAUUACUUUACACAUCGCACAAGUACCUCCUUGUGGGGUGAAUGGAUGGGCGUUUUACACGGCGAUGAAAUCGAGUACUUCUUUGGACAACCAUUAAACACAUCACUGCAGUAUAGAGCCGUUGAACGGGAGUUGGGAAAACGGAUGCUCAAUUCAGUUAUUGAAUUUGCAAAAACGGGUAAUCCAGCUGUUGAUGGUGAAGAAUGGCCAAAUUUCUCCAAAGAAGAUCCUGUUUAUUAUGUCUUCAGUACAGAUGAAAAAACUGAAAAACUACAAAGAGGUCCAUUGGCCAAACGAUGCUCAUUUUGGAAUGAUUAUCUGCCGAAAGUACGAAGUUGGGUUGGUUCCGAAUGUGAAAACAACAGUGCAGAAUCUGCGGCAGUGUCCAUUAUAUAUGAAAAACAGCAAAACUUAUUAAAAUGGGUCAUCAUGCUCACAAUAAUGGUCACAUGCAUUUUUCAAUAAAAAUAAAAAAUAACAAAAAUUUUGUUUACACUUUAAUUGAAAAUAUAUGAAAACAAAAAAGAAAAUAAUAAUAAUAACACAAUAACUUUAAUAAGAAAUAUAUAUAAA
This is a messenger RNA of Lucilia cuprina (Australian sheep blowfly), 3725 nucleotides long. Its product is annotated as acetylcholinesterase. The transcript is spliced from 11 exons. Lineage: Eukaryota; Metazoa; Arthropoda; Insecta; Diptera; Calliphoridae. Gene Ontology annotation, molecular function: acetylcholinesterase activity. Gene Ontology annotation, cellular component: plasma membrane. Gene Ontology annotation, biological process: choline metabolic process; acetylcholine catabolic process in synaptic cleft. The record is from RefSeq and is a predicted model, not a curated record. The coding region runs from base 1494 to 3617 and encodes 707 amino acids.